CCUUUGGUGGGGGUUUCGCUUCCCUUGGCUUGGCUUUGCUUUGUCUCGUGUUGCUUUGUGUUGCUUUGCUUGUUUUGCUGCCCUUAAGCGCCCUUCAUUAUCGCCGUAUCAGUAUCGUCCCGCUGCGUCGGGAGUGUGGGUUCUAUUCUCGCAAUCCUCCACUGUCGGCGUGCCCAAGCUAGUGUCUCAACUUUCUGUGAUGUGUGUGGAACUGUAGAGAGGUUUUUCGUGGCCGAAACGACAGGGAGAGAGAGAGAGCGAGAGAGAGUGACUGUGGAGGUGAUUUGAGUCGGUUUGAAGUGCGUUGUGGAAGGAGAGGGAGAAGCGAAAGAAGGGGAGGGAGCGAGGGGACUUGGGGGACUUUGUUUUGGGAAUGAUUGUGAAGACCAAGGCUGGCACGGAUGCACACGAGUUCGCUUUGCACGGGGUUGUUGUCGUCCCUCACGUGGUGUUUGCAGCUAGGAUGUCGGGAGGGGUCGAUGUGUUGUGGAAUGUUCCGCUCCUUGAAAUUUGAGUGACCCUUACCGUCUGCCAGUGAGGCCGCUUGCAAACACCCGUAUGGGACGACGAAGCUCUGGUGUUGCUCAACAUCACUAGGUUUCUGGACGACGCUCUGUGCUCUCUCUCUUCAGGUUACUGGUUGCUCGGAAGGUCGCAGGACUGCUCAUAGUCGCGGUGAUCCCGUUGUUGUGUUGGAUUCAGCCUUUUUUUCUGCGCGUUGGGGCGCAGUAGAAAGGAGGAGGGGUCGGCUCUAUAUCUUGGCGGCGUGCUUGACGCAAUUGGUGAAGAGGACUCCUCUCCCAAGCUUCGCAUCCGAAGGCUUCCUGAAACCACAGUGCGUAUAUUGAGCUGGAACAAUUGUUGUCCUCGGUUUCAUCCUUGAGAUUUUUUGCAUCUAAAACAAUUGCAGGAGGAGACGGUCAGCUUGCUAGCUUACAAUGCAAGAGUCCAGUUUAGACAAAUCUAUGACUCUGUUAAGCUCUACUACCAACCAACCUGGCCCUGAUUUGGCGCUACAUAUCUGCCCACCAAACAGCAGCAGCGAAGUACGACCAAAAGCCUCCUCACCGCAAUGUGUAAGCCAAGACUUGCCCGAGCAUGUUCAUGGCUUUGAUCUCUGGAAGCAGCCUCCGAAAUCUACGACCUCCUGCACUGAUAGUGAGAGCAAUGUCUCUAGCCCUGUGAAUGAGCAAUCUUCUUAUGCCGCCAAUGGCAUCGACAACUUGGGAGCAUCCACUGUUCUGUGUCUGGCGAACCCUCAACCCUCUGAUCCACCGUAUUCAAAACAAGCUCCGGAGGGUAUGGCCUUUGGAGGCAGAGAUGAAGUCCAAGAAAAUUUACUAGAAAGUCGGUAUCUUCGCAAUGAACUUGCUCAUCCUUUUUUGCUGGACAUGGAUAGCAGAUCGGAUGUGAAACUCAUUAGCCCGGAAUCAGACAGGACAUCAUCGCCAUCUGAACGGGUUCGUCAAGACUUUCGGAGGAUGUACACGGGCGAGAUCCAAGAAGAUUUUUCGCGGAGGCUGGCUGAGAAUAAUUCGGAUAACUUUCACUUCCAGCCACGUGUGUUUCCACCAGCUCCUCCUUAUUCUGCCAUUCAUGCGCUUUCACUGGGUAGGUUGAGCGAGCCUGAUGCACAAACCGACGCCUUGUUCAGAACAGACCUUUUAAAAUUGGGAAAUUAUCACAUGGGUGAACGGGAGCCUUGGGUGAGCCAUUCGAAUAACUAUGGCUUCGAGGAUGAUGUUUCUCGUCAGGUUGGGAAGGGUCUGUAUACGUCGACGUUUCCUGGGAAAUUUCCAACUUUUUUCAGAAGUUGCGGGGCAAGCUAUAAUGUAAGACAGGAGGAUAUGUAUGCGAAUUUUGCUUUUCGUCCUCGCUUUCCGCCAAAGUCGCCCUGUAAGCGUUCGAUACGAGCUCCGAGGAUGAGGUGGACUGUUGCACUGCAUGAUCAGUUUGUUCAAGCUGUGGAGCUUCUUGGUGGUCAUGAAAGGGCAACACCAAAAUCUGUUCUGGAACUUAUGAGGCGGAAGGACCUUACUUUGGCUCAUGUGAAGAGUCAUUUGCAGAUGUAUCGGACUGUGAAGACAACAGAUAAAUCAGGCUCCUCUCCAGGGCCGGGAGACCUGGAGCUCUCUCCAACUUCUGAGGCAAGACCCCCGACGGAGUCACUGCUUGUGAGCGAUGGGAUAUCUAGAUCAAGAAAGAGCAUUCACUCGUCGAAUUCUGGCGUGCACAACUUGGAAUUGGGUAACUACCACAAUUUGGAUGACCGUCAAGACACGACUGUGCCAAAACAUAACAAAGUAUGGCUUCCAGAAUUUCCUUCAAAUUACAACCCAACCCAAAGAGGGUGCUGGAAGUUUGGGACUCUCAGCUGCUAAUGAGGAGACGAAAAUAAACAUUGUCAGCUAGGAAUCAUGCUUUCUGAGAGGUAGCUGUUUUCAUGCGUGUCGUAUACCAUGUAUCGGAUAUAUAGUCCAUUGUAUGGUUUUGGUUAAGUAUGUUCGGAGUGAAGCUCAACUUAUCUGGUCGUUCAGGUUUAGUAGGUCUAACAAGUGAAGGAUCUAGAUCCAUUAAGUUUGCUUAAGGUUCGUGUAUACAUGUGACAAAUGGUCCAAUGUUAAGUGAAGUAAUGUUAAAUGAAGUGAAGUGAAAUGGUUUAUAACUUCGACCCUGCUGACUUUCAAGCUUGGUCUUAUGUAAUAUAAGAGUCACUAAAAGAUAUGAAUGCAAUA
Messenger RNA from Physcomitrium patens, 2735 nucleotides. RefSeq lists its product as uncharacterized. Gene Ontology annotation, biological process: abaxial cell fate specification; regulation of DNA-templated transcription. Gene Ontology annotation, molecular function: transcription cis-regulatory region binding. The record is from RefSeq and is a predicted model, not a curated record. Lineage: Eukaryota; Viridiplantae; Streptophyta; Bryopsida; Funariales; Funariaceae.